This is a messenger RNA of Caenorhabditis briggsae, 2553 nucleotides long. It is a transcript of the gene Cbr-rskd-1, whose product is annotated as Protein CBR-RSKD-1. The record is from RefSeq and is a predicted model, not a curated record. Gene Ontology annotation, molecular function: protein kinase activity; phosphatidylinositol binding; ATP binding. The transcript has 10 exons. Lineage: Eukaryota; Metazoa; Nematoda; Chromadorea; Rhabditida; Rhabditidae. Bases 1 to 2553 code for a protein of 850 amino acids. Gene Ontology annotation, biological process: protein phosphorylation.
AUGAGCUCCUUGUAUCCCGAUGAAAGUUACUGCACCAGUGAUCUUGGAAGAAUUUUGUAUCAAUUAAAGACUGAUUGGUCAUGCGUCUCCUCGGUCACCUCGAUCACCGAAGAAAAACAUCUUGCCGGCUCUCACACAGUCUACACAGUGGAAAUCGAGUGUACACCGGUGGCACCCCAACUCGCCCAUGAUUUUUCUCAUCGAAUUUUCAUUCUGAGCACGAGAUUCAAAGAAAUGGCAAAACUCCAUGCGGCCAUCUCUAAACUGCACAAACAACUAUAUCUUCGAGGGACGUUUCCCGUGUUUCCACCUGCAAAACUUAUUGGAUCUGCCGACCCUGCAGUGAUUCAAGAACGUCGUCACGGCAUCGAGGCGUGUCUAAAUUUCGUGUUCGACAGUGAAGUUCUUCGCAAAUCCCGUCUUUUGCAUGAAUUUGUUGAGAAAGCAAAGGAGAAGACGUACAUUGCCUACGAAAUCACUGGCAACGAAGUGUUCUAUGACAAUUCUUCGUCUAUUCUAGACCAGCCCAAUAGCCAUUCCAGGUAUAUAUUUACAGUUCUUUCCCCAACUCAUUCUUUAUUUUCAGCGACUCCGAUUCUCCAAAUCACGUCUCACCUCUGGAGCCAACACACGAGCAAGUCAAUUGGCGACGACUUCGAGUUUCCAGACGUAGCAAUCGCCGCUGAAGUGGCUGGUGAACAACGAGUGCCAAGGAAAAGUUCAAUGCGGAGGUUGUUUCCUCGAUUAAGAGGAGGUCAUAAUCAGCAUAUCGAAAUCGAAGAACCAGCCGCAGACUACUUGGUGACCGCUGGGAAACUAGUGGCAACCGCUCAAAGAGCCGAGGAAGAGCACGCAUAUGAGUUGGCUUUCCAAUGUUAUAAGAGUGCAGCAAGCAGUCUUAUCCAGUGCCUAGGUUCUUGUGGUGUUCAAAUCGAGAGUGAUAUGACCAAGAGAAACGCAGUUCGUCGAAAGACCGCAAAGUAUCUUGUCAAAGCAGAGAAACUCUAUAGAACCUAUUUGUCACUCGACGGAUCUGUAUUCAAUUUCGAAGGACUCCUAACCGCUGCAAUGCAGGAUCCGAACAUUCUGGCGUUUCAGUGCUCGAACAAGUCCAUGAAAAAUUAUCGAUUUAUCGGAGUGCUCCCCGAACUGGACGCUGAACGGAAGGUGAUUCUUGUUGAGGAGACAGUCGGUGAAUCCAAAAAGAAGUACGUGAUGAAGCUAAUUGAGAAAGGUGUUCCAAGUGUCGAUAGCUCGAUUUUUCUACCAACGAACAUACCACAUAUGGUGCAACUGGUCCAGUUCUUUGAAACAGAAACUCAUAUUAUACUAUUGUUGGAAUAUGUGCAACCUGGAAUGCUCUGGUCGUUUCUACGGAGGAUGUUCAAUGAAGCUGAAAGUAGACAUGUCCUAUGGCUUGCUGAGCUGAAAGCAGACAGGAGAAGACUUUUAUUCACAGUUGGAGUUGAUUUUGAACGAGUUGUCGAGAUGAGAGAUGAAAGUUUCAAAGAAGAUCAAGUUGUCUGCACAGUUGGUGAAGAUCCGACUGGUCGAUCUGACGCUCCAACAGGAGAUUUUACACUACUUGGAAGUUCCAAAGAAGCUGUGGAAAGUCAGAUUUUUCAAGUGGAAGAAGAGAGUCCGGCCGCUGUGAAGUUUGAUUUUUCCACAUCCAAAUCUCAUUCGCCACGUGGAAAUAGAAUAUCAUCAGACGAUCCGGAUCAUAGUGUAUGCUCAACAUCCAAGAUGUCUUCUGAAUCCAAUCCAAUGUCCGAUGCAAACAGCAAAGAGAUAUUCCUAAAAGCUUUAUCAAAAGCACUGAUGACAGUUCAAAAACAGUUAAGUAGUCGAAAACAAGUCUGGAAUUUUCUGGAUCUUCCCGAAUCUCUUGUCGUUCAUUGGAGUGCUCAAAUAGUGUCAUUUUUCUUUGUUCUUCAUGCUGAAUAUCAGGAAUUUGUUGGAGAUCUCAAUGCAGACGAUAUUCUAAUUGACACUGACGGAAAUCUUCUGAUAACUUAUAUUGGAAGAUGGUACGAAGCGAAUCGACGGAAAAGAAUAUCUGAUGGUUAUUCUGCUCCGGAAAGCACACAGUAUGGAUGGAUUCCAACAUCAGAAUCUGAUGCGUGGACACUUGGAGCCCUGAUGUUCGAGAUGAUUUGCGGGAGAUCGCUAGCGAAUGCAGCUCCUCAUGGAGUGUUGAGAAACAUGGAGUUACCGAUUCCAGAGAAAUGCAAGAUAUCGUUUGUUGCAAAGGAUUUGCUAAGCAUGUAUGCUCCGUUAGGCCUAUUCCAUAUAUUAAAAAUACACUUUUUCAGACUACUAGUGCCUACAGCAUCUCUACGACCGUCAUUCGAUGAAGUAAGAGCACAUCCAUUUUUCCGACAUAUAGACUGGUUACUGUAUGAUAAUCCAACGACUUCAUCAACUACUGCUCCUGUCAGCCAGAAGCCAAUUGCUCGCAUUGAGAAAGUCAUUGAUCCAAUUCCUGAAGUCCCCAAAGAUGAGCCUUCCACAUCACGUGUGUCACCUACUAGUCGACGCAUUUUGUUUUAA